AGAACGGCGUUGAACGGUUUCCUGGUGAUGUAGGGUACGAUGAGAAAACAGUGAGCUUGAUUAGGAGAAUUGACUUCGGCUGGGCGGUGGAGAGAGAGGAUCCAAGUAAGAAGCCGAAGAAGAGUAGUGCUGAUUCAAGUUCUUCCUCAAAGGAAACGGCCGCCAAUCAGCCCUGGCCGUGGCAGAGCUUAGUGGAGAAUCUUCAGCUGGCUCAUCAAGAACUCUCUGUCAUUAUUGAUCUCAUCAAUACUGUAGAAGCAAAUGAUGCUGUAACAGUGGCUGGUAUGACUAGGCCAAAGCAAUUACCUAAUGAGCUUCUAUCUGACCUUGCUGUGUCUAUGGCUACCAAAUUGCAGAAUUUCCUGUUCCUUCAAUUUCAGCACUUGGGGAAGUAUUUUAAGCAAUCUGCAAAAGCAUUAGAGAAGCAGGUAGCUAGGGAAGCAAGAUUUUAUGGUGCUCUGAUUAGAUUGCAACAAAAUUGGAAAAUUAAAUGGCAUCGAAUGGUGGCUGCUGCUUCUGGAAAUGAAGGAUUUUACAUCGACUUGAUCGACAAUACAUUGCAUGAUCCGGCUCUUCUAUUCCGUCCUUCUUCUGCUUCUGCUGUUCGUAUUGAGCAUGACUCAGAUGGAAUGCUUGCUGUAAAUUUGCCGCCUAACUCAUGUAAAACUCUCCGAUUUGAGUUUCUUGGUGCAUAUUCAACUGGUAAUGCCAUGAAAUCUACCAUGACAGAAGUGAAGGACAAAACUAAGGAUUCUUCUGGAGAAUCUAAGAAAGAAAUAGACGACGAUGAGCAUGUCAAACGAACACAUUGUACCCUACGUGAAGUCCAUAGAGCCAUAUUUGAUGAGCAGGUGUUUGAUCUUGUGAAUCAUGAAGCCUUCAACCCAUCUUUAGGCAUUGAUGUGACAGGAAUUCAAGAGAAUAAUUUACGUUUAAGCAUUCGUCAAGGAACCUCUGUCUCCCUUUCACUUGUGCCAUCCAAUGAAGGUGAUAAAACAACCAGAGGUGAAGGUGAUGAAACUGUGGGGGCUGCUAUUAUGAGUAUGGAAUCUUUUGAUGGAUCAAACUCUGAUGAUAAAAAAUUAUAUCUGAAAAAGUCAGGGUCUCUGAAUCAAGUCAGUUUUGAAAUUUAUUUGCAACAAAUAUUCCAUGAACAUGUAUUUGUAAAAGCCAAAGACAGAUCUUCAAAUUCUAUCAAGCUUCGAGAAUCCGUUCUGCCUACAAAGGACAGUCCAAAUCUUCUUGGACAUUUCUGCAUGUCUUUUGCUCAUAGAAUCUUCUCAAACAAGGUUCUUGCAGAGCUGGAAAGUCUGGUUACCCGAACGCCUUAUGUGGAAUUGAUAUCUCACCUAACUUGGCACUCUCGAAAGUCUUCCUGGACACUCUUGAUGAAGGUACCUCAGUCAAUUCUCAAUGCAGCAGGAAAGAAAGUUCCCACAUCCUACCUGGACAAGAAUGUUAAGUCUCAGUUCCGCACUAAGGUUUCAGUGUGUGAUGAUUCCAUUAGCAUGGAAGGUGAAGGUGCACCCAAUGUUGUUGGUCUGUUUGAGGGGAAAUCCAAUGAUAACUGCCCUUUAAACAGAUAUGGUUGUGAUUUGGCAAAUCUUCCCGCUAUUCUGCUGCAGCAAGUAGCCAGCCAAGUCAUACGGUGGCUUCACGAGGAAGCUCUUAUGGUGGGUAUAAAGGCUAACAGAGACUUUUUGUCAUUGUGGUUUGAAAUGGAAGAAGGGGAAACGGUUGGCCUCGUAGCCCACAUUGACCCUGAAGAUCCAAUAGGAUGCAUCUCUUGGUGGUUGGUGAUGGAGGAUGGCUAUUCAGAGGAACACAAGCUUCAAGCUGAAAUUUGUAAUGGCGAAUCCGAGAGAAGAAAGUUCUUAGGCUAUUUGUCUUUGGGUGUAUUGUACUCUACUUUGCUGGACUUGGUUAGCUUGAGCAGUGGCUCAAUGACUAAUUAAAUAGUAGUCUCGAAUUCUUCUAAUUAAUGUGGUAUUUGCGGGGCAAAGGAAAAGGUGUUCAAUUUUGAUACAACAACAUCAUCCAAGUUUUAGUCCCCAAAAGAUUCGAUGAAAUUCAAUAUGAUGUUUUAAUUAUUUAUGUUUUUUUUAUAACGCUGGUGUUCGGGUUAUCUGGCUUGAUUGAUCCCGCUGCUUCUGAAGUUAACGACUGGGC
Messenger RNA from Cuscuta epithymum, 2169 nucleotides. Lineage: Eukaryota; Viridiplantae; Streptophyta; Magnoliopsida; Solanales; Convolvulaceae. The record is from the annotation of a GenBank genome assembly.